Molecule: messenger RNA, 735 nt
Organism: Microthlaspi erraticum
Lineage: Eukaryota; Viridiplantae; Streptophyta; Magnoliopsida; Brassicales; Brassicaceae
Source: the annotation of a GenBank genome assembly
AUGGACUUCAAUGGUAGUUCGAAUGCCGGCUCUUCCUCUAGAUCAAAAAAGAGUCCUAGGCAAAAGCAGCAACAACCGCAGCUGCAACCACAACAACAACAACAAACUAAUGAAGAAAUAAAGUAUGUAGGAGUGAGGCGUAGACCGUGGGGAAGAUAUGCAGCUGAAAUAAGAAACCCGACUACGAAAGAGAGGUAUUGGCUAGGUACUUUUGACACAGCCGAGGAGGCUGCAUUGGCCUAUGAUAGAGCCGCGCGGUCCAUAAGAGGCUUGACUGCUCGAACCAACUUUGUCUACUCUGAUAUGCCUCGUGGCUCCUCAGUAACUUCCUUCAUCUCUCCUGAUGAAUCCCAACGUUUCAUUUCCGAGUUAUUCAACCCUCCAAGCCAACUAGAAGCUCUUAACAACAACAAUCUCUACUCAUCCACCAACAACCAAAAUCAAAACUCUAUAGAAUUCUCAUACAAUGGGUGGCCUCAGGAGGCUCAUGAAUGUGGUUAUCAAUCUAUAAACAGUAAUAAUGAGCAUUGUGACCAUGAGCUUCCACCACUACCUCCAAGUACUUGUUUUGGAGCUGAGCUAAGGAUUCCUGAGACCGAUAGCUAUUGGGACGUGGGGCAUUCAAGCAUCGAUACGUUAGCCUUUGAGCUCGAUGGCUUUGUGGAUCAGAACAGUCUUGGUCAGAGUGGAACAGAAGGGUUUAAUUCUUCAUCCUCUACAUUCUUCUACCAAUAA